Oncorhynchus gorbuscha (pink salmon) is the source of this 1739-nucleotide messenger RNA. Its product is annotated as eukaryotic peptide chain release factor GTP-binding subunit-like. Lineage: Eukaryota; Metazoa; Chordata; Actinopteri; Salmoniformes; Salmonidae. The coding region runs from base 186 to 713 and encodes 175 amino acids. Gene Ontology annotation, molecular function: calcium ion binding. The transcript is spliced from 3 exons. Gene Ontology annotation, cellular component: perinuclear region of cytoplasm. The record is from RefSeq and is a predicted model, not a curated record.
GUACACGCCCUUUGCCUUGUCAGGAAAAAAAGUUGAAGAAAAAACUAAAUCACGGAAGAGAUUAUGCAGCGCUAGUUUGGCAAGUUUCUUUUGCGGUCUCAAAGCAGCGGAGAUAGACGGAAAAGAAGGAAAACAAACACAAAGUUGGGCACAUUUGAUCUGUUCGCUUGUCCUGUAGGAAGUAUAUGAGAGAGACAGCAGUCAUGGAGUCAGCCAUUCAGACGGUAGUGGGUGUCUUCCUGAAAUCAGCCAAAGGGAAGGAGAGUUUGGGAGGGAAUGACUUCCAGAAGCUGGUGAAGAGCCAGCUCCACAACAUCAUGAUGGACACUGACAGCUCCGAGGCGGUGAAGAAAAUGCAACAGGGCCUGGACGCUAACCAGGACGGUAAAGUCAACUUCGAGGAGUACAUGAAGCUGGUGGGCUACCUAGCAACCUCCCUGAGCGUGCAAUGCACCGCUGCCGUGGACACGCCAGCUGAGAGUGCGGCCGCCACAACAGAGACCAAGAAUGCACCAGCAGCAACAGAGGUAAAGGAAGAGAAGGCAGAAGCCGAGGCACAGCCAGAGGAGGCACAGGCUGAGCCAGAGACAGCCACAACUGUAGAGGCACCAGCAGAGGCAGUCGUAGAGGCAGAAAAGGUGGAAGAGGUGAAAAAGGUGGAGGAGCCAGCACCAGCAGCAACCGAGGAGGAGAAGACAAAGGAGGCCUCAUAGGAGUUUACCACCGGUCCAGUCCGGACAUUACAAUACACACCAACACCAAACUGAUAGACACCUCACUACCCUAAUACAAACUACAGUACACUAUGCAACCCACCCUUCAAACAGGAGUGCUAAUACCAUAAUAAUAAUAAUACCAUGCAGUACAGUAUAUGUUGCAACACCACAGCAGCACAUACAUGUUCAUACACAUACAUAAACCCAGUAUUUGGUACUAAAAUAAACUACACUACAAUUAUUUACAUUGCAGCAGUACAUGCCAUAAUGUUGAUAUACUUCCCCCUAUAUAGCACACUAUACUUUAUUAUAUGUAUAUAUAAUUCAUUCUGCCAUUCAUUGAUGUGAAAUUUUGACACCCUCUGAAAUUAACACAUUUACACACCUGUAGAGCUGAUUAAUCUUGAUAUACACUGACACACAUGCAAUACUAAAUGUUUUUAUAUUUGCAUUCCUUCUUUCUCCCUUUGCUCAUCUACAAUGAUGCAAUGCAACACUAUACUACAGUACAUUCCACAAUGUACAGUCAAGUCAGGCCAUCUCAAGUUGUUCUUGACAUUUGCUACACAUCAAAUUCUCCAGUGUUAAAUUAACACUGACAGUGUUAAAUCAAGUCCAAGUACCAGAUUGGAUUAUUUUAGAAAAAUGUAUGUUAGUUAUAUUUGAGAAGAAUAAGAUUAAUGAAUGUACAUGCAAAUACAUAGAUAUUGAAACAAUUCUAAAAAAUAUGCCUGCAGUAGAGCAUGCUGGGAAAUAUGAUAAUGAUGGGUGUGGUUUUGGUUUAACACUGGUUAUUAACACCAACACUGGGAUUCUUUUACACCAAUGAGUGUUAAUUUAACAAUUACAAAGAGAAUUUAACACAACUUAACAUUAGAAAUGUUACAUUGACCAAUUUGCUUUGCAAGAUUGUCUAAGUGCUCUCUCUCUCUUUUCUUCCCUUGCAACUCUGUCAUUGAUAUUAAGCUCUGAUAUGGCAUGACAUGACAAUAAACAAAUUGUGUUGCUAGGGUUCUUAGUUCA